This is a messenger RNA of Lagopus leucura (white-tailed ptarmigan), 8818 nucleotides long. It is a transcript of the gene TMEM151B, whose product is annotated as transmembrane protein 151B. NCBI's taxonomy places the organism in Eukaryota, Metazoa, Chordata, Aves, Galliformes, Phasianidae. The coding region runs from base 1 to 1527 and encodes 508 amino acids. The record is from RefSeq and is a predicted model, not a curated record. The transcript is spliced from 2 exons.
AUGUCCCCCCCGGCCUCGGCGGCCGCGGCCAGCGAAGGAGGCAGCAGCACGUCGGUUCCGCCGGAGGAAGCGGAGGGGGUCCGAGAGGAGCAGCGGCCGGUGAAGCAGUCUCUCAGCAAGUCGCUGUGCCGAGAGUCCCACUGGAAAUGCCUGCUGCUGUCACUGCUGAUGUAUGGCUGCAUGGGAGCCAUGACGUGGUGCCACGUCACCAAGGUGACCCGGCUGACCUUUGACAGUGCCUACAAGGGCAAGUCCAUGAUGUACCACGACAGCCCCUGUUCCAAUGGCUACGUCUACAUCCCACUGGCCUUCCUGGUGAUGCUCUACGUGGUAUACUUGGUGGAGUGCUGGCACUGCUACACCCGCAACGAGCUGCAGUACAAAGUGGAUGUGGAAAGCGUGCACGAGCGAGUGCAGCGGAUGCAGCAGGCGACCCCGUGCAUCUGGUGGAAGGCCAUCAGCUACCACUAUGUCCGGAGGACCCGGCAGGUGACCCGCUAUCGUAAUGGGGAUGCCUACACCACCACCCAAGUGUAUCACGAGCGGGUCAACACCCACGUGGCAGAGGCCGAGUUUGAUUAUUCCAACUGUGGAGUCAAGGACAUCUCCAAGGACCUCAUUGAUUUGGAGAGCUACCCAGCCACACGGCUCCGCUUCACCAAGUGUUUCAGCUUUGCCAACGUGGAGUCAGAGAACUCCUACCUGACCCAGCGGGCCCGCUUCUUCACCGAGAACGAGGGCCUGGAUGACUAUAUGGAGGCCAGGGAGGGGAUGCACCUCAAAAACGUGGACUUCAAGGAAUACAUGGUGGCCUUUUCCGACCCAGACAACCUGCCUUGGUACGUAUCCCACUAUGUUUUCUGGGUGGCUGCUCUGCUGACCCUAUCCUGGCCCCUGCGGGUGCUAAAUGAGUACCGCACUUCCUACGUCCAUUACCACGUGGAGAAACUCUUUGGGUUUGACUACGUGGCGGUGACACCGGCUGAGGAGCGCUCCUUCUGCCGGAGGAUGCCCCGCGUCAACACGGUGGACAGCACCGAGCUGGAGUGGCACAUCCGAUCCAACCAGCAGCUGGUGCCCAGCUACUCGGAAGCCGUCCUGAUGGACUUGGUGGGGUUGUCCGGCUGCACCAGCUACUCCGCGUGCCGCUACGGGGGCUACCGGCAGAACUGCGAGCGGUGCCACAGGACUAUAAGCAGCUCUUCCAUCUUCUCCCGCAGCGCCCUGAGCAUCUGCAACGGCAGCCCCCGCAUCCCCUUCAGCAGCAGUCGCUUCUCGCUGGGCCGCCUGUACGGCUCACGGCGCAGCUGCCUCUGGCAGAGCCGGAGCGGGAGCCUGAAUGAGCAGAGCUGCCCCACGGAGCAGACCCGCCUCUCCAGCCAAGUGACGGUGGAGGAGGAAGACCCCCCUCCUUAUCAGGACGCCCUCUACUUCCCCAUCCUCAUUGUGCACCGCAAUGAAGGCUGCCUGAACCACGACCACCGUCACCUCCACCGCAACGGGUCCUGUGUGGAGACCUCACUGUGAAGGCGGAGGGCAGUGGGAUCUCAUUGCCGAGGGCCUGGCCUGAGCCAGCGCGGGGUUUGAGAGAGGAGCACUGGGGAGGGAGGUGGCCCAGGAGGAAGAGGUGGGAUGGAGCAGUGGCUCCGACCUCUGGAGGGGUGAGUGAUGGCGCUUCCCUGGCCUGGCACAGAACUCUGGAUUGACCACCACAUGCAAAAAAAAAAAAAAAAAAAAAAAUCAUCCUAAAACCGUAAUUCACAGCAUCAAGAUCCAGAGCGAGGAAGAAAAAGACAGGCCUGGCACGGGAGGGGGUGCUGCAGUGGGUGUUCCAUCCCCAGGCUGGCGUGUGCUUGGAGGAAGCAGCAACCAGCAGACAGACCCUGCUGCACCUCGCUGCCCUCCUCCCCCUGCUGCAGCCAGACCCAGGGUGGGGGCACUGACCGACAGCUUAGAGAGAAGGCUGAGCACCACAAAUCCAGCUUCGCCUGACCCCCAGCUUGUACCCCACCCUCCCCGUUUGUUUUUUAGACCAUGCUCCGACUGUUACAUGCUCUCGCUGGGAAAGGCAUCACCUCUGGAGGACACCAGGUACAGCUCCUUAGAAAGCUUUGGCACUCUGAGUGUCAGCAUCCCCUGGGUAAAAGACUGCCUGUUUGGGAUAGCCACGGACAGGCAGCCCUGGGUGCCUCCAGGUGGAAUGGAGUGCGGCAACGCUGAUCUGCUGACUGGAGGAGGGCUCAGCUGGAAGGAGAGUGAGAGGUCCCUGUGAGCUGGGGAAGGGGAAGGGAUGGCACUGGGACAGCAGCGCGUGGAUGUCAAGUUGGCAUGUCAAUUGGUGGAGGUCCCAUUGUACCCCCAGUAGCUUUAGACGUGCAUCAAGGAAGGCUCUGGCCAGUUCAGCUGCAGAUCAGCUAUUGAUAGUAGACCAGCAGGGUGGUGCAUGUUUGCAAGAGGGAAUUUUGCACAAAAUUAGGCUGGUUUCUGGCUGCAUUCCAAGCUGCAAUCUUCUGGCAGCAUGGUUUUGGCAGGAAAUUCUAAGGGGCAGGGAGGGAGAAAUGCAAAAACACACUGGAGCGUUGGGAACCCCAGACUGGGGACAUGGGGAGCAAAGACAGCCCUCUUCCUCAGGCUCAUCACACUUCCUUCAUCCACCUGGGCAGGUGAUGGCCAAGAGCAAUGUGUCAUGGAUUGCAAGAGCAAGUCCAUUAGCUUGUGGUCAUUUGGACAUUCACACUGUCAGAAGUAAACCAGCAAGGCAUUAACAAAGGAUCUGUUUUUUCAGCCAUGCUGCAUUGCUUCACCUACAGGUCAUGGAGUCUUGGGUGAAGAUGUCUUGUUCCACCAGAUCAGCCCAUGUUAGAGAAUCAUCUCCAGUGAUGAAACUGACCUAUUGCAGGAUCCUUCUCUAACAUGUAUCACAUCUCUGUAGGAUACAAAGACAAGCUUUGAGAGAUCACAUCCUUAGGAUCUGUAAGGCUUUGCCUCCAGAGCGGUUCUUUUCCGCUGUUCGUGCUGGUGUGCCCUGGACAGUAUCUCUUGCCCUUCAAGUCAGUUUGUCCUCCUGGAUCUCAAGGGCUAUGCUCCAAACAACAGUGGUUUGAACAGAAAAUCUCUUAAAAUCUUACUCUGUUAUGCUUCUGUCUUGUAACCUACCCUUAUUUUAACAACCAGACAUAGAUGUCUGAAAUAAGAGGGCCUCCAUAAGAACCUGGAAGCACUAGCUCUCUGGUGUGGGCACAUCCUCCUCUGCUUUUUGUUCCUGGUAUUAUUGGCACAAAUUCAGACUGGGUGGAAGUGGAUACCACCCCACUCACUGCCCUGGGAUUUCUGUGCUCAGUGAUUGGCCCAUGGCUCGCUAGGUGCUUGUGCUUCUUUUUCCAAGGGCAUAAUGCAAGCCCAAGCCAGUGCUGAGUGUCCUCACAGUGUGCAUGGGCUUUUAUGUCCUGGUGAAUCAGGAGACGUUCAAUCAGUGGAGCUGCACUGGGUCACUAGUGAGGAAUUUGUGUCCUUUCCAAUAUAGUCUCUUUGAAAUCUUCCACACAUUGCUUAAAUCAGGCUGCAGUAUAGCUAGCCCCCAAGUUGCCUUGGACAGAUGGAUUCAGCAAAGGUUUGGCAGGCAUUUUAGUUUCCCUAGGGCACAAAAAGUCCUCUGAAGAGGGACUGUGCCCUGCCCUUUAGAGUUCUGCUGGUCCCUGGCUCUCUCUGGGCUUCUUCAUGAGGUUCUUCCAGGAGCAGAGUGCCCCACACUCUAGAAGGCUUUGAUGUUUUCAAUAUGCCAUUGACCCCUUGCAGCUUUCCAUGGGCUAGGAAUCAGACUCAGGUUGCACUUGCCCGCAGUUUUCCUCUUACACUGGGAUGGGGGAGGUGGGAGCGCUGCCAGCUCCUUGUCCUGGCACUUCACAUUGCUGACAUGUCCCUAGAAGAGAGCUCUUCUACCCUGUCACAAGGCUGGAAAAUGUAUUUGCACUGUUUGGCGUUUCCUUUUGCUUCCAGUGUAGCUGCCAGAAGCUCUCCAGCUUUCAUGAACUAAAGAAAGAAUGAGCAAGCGAGGAGCUCUGGGUUAGCUGACCUCCAAGGCACAUCACCACCCAUUUAUCUCUUUCAGCACACACUAGAAAUUUCUCAGAUAGCGUCCAGCACACCUCUGCCCUCUUUGGUGGCUUUCUCCAUUCAUGCUCGAGAGGCUCCAGUGCUGUUUGUGGAUGCCUGUGUGGAGGAGACUACAGGAUGAGGCUUAUUAAGAGGAAUUUUAAGAAAGUUAGGUAGCAUGUGAUGGCAGUAAAUCAUUGCCUGCUGAUUAGCUUGUGGAAAGAAGAAUACCUUUUAAGCAUUCCUUCCAGCCUUUCCAAUUAUGGCUUUGGUACUGCUGUCUAAUUUCACCAGGAUGCUGCCUUACUUCCAGCAGGGCAAAAUUGCUGCAAUGUGCUCCUACUCUGCUGCAGCAUCUGUAGGGUACAUUUCCGAGACAUGGCAAUAGCACUGAGAAGUCGUGCUACCAAAGAACUGUAAUUCUCAACUUGUGGCAUGGGCUUCUAAUCAUGUUUCAUGUAUAUUCAGUGGUUACAAUGAGGUCUGUGUGAAUAUGAAGAUGGGUCUCUACGAGAGCGAUUUGGAUCCGUAUUGUCACAGAAAUGGGUUACGGUUUAGAUGUUAGCUCUGUUUGGUAACACUGCCUCCUGCCUUGCAUGUGGGCCUAUAAUUUCCACUGAGCCAGGUAUACCUGGGGACUGAAGGCUGUAGGGCCUGGGAGCCCAUUAAAGGCUUAGGGAUGAGCCCACUCAGGGUUCUUGUUUCCAUGGGUGUUCUGGAAAAAUGAGAAAGGCGUUCAGUCACAUUUCAGAUAGACAUACAUAGGCUGCAUUCAUUCCUAGUGUAACUUUCUUGAAGCCCGUGGUGCUAUGCCAGUGCGAGCAUGGCUUAGCAACUCUUCAGAGUGAUCUGUCCUUGAAUCCAGACAAACUGUGCUGUUGCAGUGUUGCUUUGAAGCACAGAGCUCACACUGGGACUUGGCCAACAUGAAUGGAUGUUGAAUUUCUACUGUCUUUCAAGCAAUGGGUUGAAUUGUUCUGCUUUGCUGCCUCCAUCACAGCUGCUCCAUGAAGGGAAACAUUACACUCAUGGUUGUGAUCUUGUUUACUCCCUCAAAAGCCAGCUAAUGAGAAAAGUGACCUAUGCUGUAAUGGGAGAGGAGACUUCUCCCACAGGACUGCAGCCUUUCUACAUGCAAAGGGAAACGAAGUUCCAAGGACAGAACUGAACCUGCAAGACUCAUGGCCUCCCCUUCUUCCUUCCCUCUUCACACCAUCUGUCUCACCUGGGGAAGGACAGUUUCCUUGUGGAGUUCAGCAAGCUCCUCUUCCUGCAGCCCACAACCAGGCUCUACUGUCAGAUGCAUCACUAACCUAUGCAACACUUCCAGGUACUGCCGAGUUUUGAGGAGCCCAUGACAGUAUGCAGCAUGUUCAUCCAGCACUGAGAAUAAGCACAGCUGCUGCUGGAAAGCUAACCGGCUUUUAUUCCUCCCCUCUUUCCAGUGGAGACUGUUUUUGUUGGGGCCUUUUGUUUGGUUGUUUUUUUGUAAACCUCCAACUUCUAGGGAAAUGAAGCUCAUGAGAAAUCAGUGCCCAUCCUGAAGCCUCUCCAAUCCUUUGAACUUUGCAAGUGGAUGCAUUGCCUGCUGUGGUUAUAAUGUAGUGGACUUCAUAGAGCAAAGUAACUUCACACACAGACACGAGGUUCUUUCACUCUCCAUCAGUGCAAGCUGCUUCUGCAAUCUUAGCUACUUACAUUAGUGAAAGAAAAAAGCCUAGCUAGAAUGUGUUGAGAUGACUUAGUGUUUUAUAUCAGUCCCACCAUCCAAAUAUCCAUUAACAGUGCUGUCAGCCGGCAUGCCAUGAGUUCAGACUUUGGGUGGCAGCCCACGAACCCUGUCGGGGUGAAAAGGUUUGGAAGACCCACUCCUAAGUCUGUGCACAUCUCCAGAGCACAUGCAGAGAGGGUGUCAGUUGAAAGCAGACAUCCCUCUGGUUCAGCACGAGGAGAAGUGGUUGGCUGUUAUUUGGGUGCACCUCCAAGGGUAAGUCUGGAUGUGUUGGCGGCUUUGGUCUGGUAUGUCCCCUUCAGUCCUGUAGAGAGUGGGUUGCAGCGUGGCAGGGCAUUGCUUAAUGAUCUGUGAGAGGAAACUCCUGACCUGGUUUUUGCAAGAAGAUGGUGCAAAGUGUCACAUUUGCUGCAGUGACUGGCAGAGAGCAGGGAUAAAAGCAUGGAACAAGCUGUGUUUGAGAUGAAGCUAAUCCCUUGCUGGCUGGCUGAGAGGAGAGAGCUGUUGGAUCUGCUCCCUGCCCAAUGCUCUCCAGCUCUUCUCACCCUCCUCAAAUCCAAUGCAAAAACUAGCAUUACUCCAAGCUCCCAAAUCGCCCCUCUUCCAUCAGCUCCUUCUGGGCCAUGAGCUCACACCAUUCCAGUCCUCUCCUGGGAGAUGUCAGUGGACUCGUAGUGACCUCAAGCAUAGGGCAACCUAUGGACAACCUGCCAGUCUGGCUGCACUGCCUCGAGCAUUGCUCGCUGAGCACCACUUACAUGCCCUGUGCCCACAGAGGCUGACUGAGAGCAGCUGUCAGAGGCUUUGCGGAUGUGGGGAUUUCUGUGGGAGACAUGAGGCAAGGCAGGGCAGGAGGCUGCUAUACUGCAGCAGCUGUGUUUUGGGUCAAGGAUGGAGAAGACCUGGGGCAAAGUGGACUUUCAGGGUAAGCCCUUCCUGCCUGAAGACACAUUGGAUGGAGGAGGCUUUUCCCAGCUGAGGUGCCCAGGCAGGGCCUCACUGUGUCGUCAGAGCAACACUGCUGCCUCCAGGACCAGCACUGACAGCUGGAGCACGUGUCACAAACCGCAAUGGAUAAUGCAGCCACAAGGUGUAAAUGUCACUAAUGAAUAAAUUGCCUUGUGCCUGGGAGAGGCUAAUCCAUCAUGGCCAGGGACAGGGAUGUGAUAGGGCUGGCUAUUUCGGGCACAGCUUGCAGGGAGGAUUCGCUUCACAUCUCUGCUGUCCCCUCUGCCCAGGGAGGUUGAUGUGAAGCCUGGCUCUGUGCUGCUUCCAUCUACCCAGACACACCAGUUCAGGCCUCAGCCCUCUCCACUGUCACCAGAAGAGGGAUUGGGCUAUGUCCCCUCUGUCAGGAGACACAGCUGGCUCUACUACACCAUUCCAUAGGUCAGGCACAGUCCCCUUCUCCCUCCCCUGUAUCUGAAUACCACUCAGCAACACCGUGGCUGGCUGUGCUUAUGGCCAGCAUGUAGGCGACAGGCAGGGAUGGAAUUCAACACAGACAAAUCCAGCCCUGCCGAAGCAAAGGGAUGCUGAGUGCAGUACCAAUCCCCACGCAUCCUCCUGCUCCUCCACCCCCAGCUGGUGCCUGAAAGCAGCCUGCCAUCCUGUUGGCAACAUAUGCCAGUACGACACCUUGCAAACCUCCAUUGCUGUGAGCGGAAGCCAAGAGGCUCAGGAAGCCGCCACCGGCUCCUCACCCUGCCUGCACGAAGCACGGCUCACCAUCUGCUGUGACUGCCAGCCAGCCCCCGGCACCUCUAUCAUUCCUCUGCCUCCUCCUCCAUCCCCCCAUCAGUCUGACGCAGACCCACAUAUGUCCCAUGGGCUGGAUGCUCCCAGCCUGCAUGGGUACCUGCGGCUGGUGCUGCUCGCACCUGUAAUCCAGCCUGAAGGUGACGAGUGACCCAACAGCAAUGGCAGCAUCACACAGAGAAACUGCUGGUGCUAUCAGCUGUAGGGGCUUUAAUUGUUACCAAUUCAUCCAUAAUUUGAAGCCUCGCACACUGGCGGUAAUAGGCUGCUGGUCUCUUGUCGUGUCCAAGCAGUACAGAGGAGGCACACAGCCCAGGAGCAUGCUUGGAUGGUGGUUAGGUGGUGCUGGCAGUCUUGGCUGUGUGCAGCAAAAGGAGCCGAGAGCAUUCUGGAAAGCAAGUCAACGUUUUUUCAGGUGUUGCAUCUUUCACAAGCCCUUUUCUUUCCACCCUUGCUCCUCAGUGGCUGUGCUGGCCAGUGCGUGCGCCAUCCCAUCCCUGCCCUCCUGGCAUCAGCCUUCAUCACACAACUGGCUGUCCAGCAUGGUCCUGUAUCUGGAGCUACCUGUGGGCUUUCCCAGGGCCAGACACUCCCAUUAAGCCCCCAACCCACCCUCACUGCUAGAGCUGCUCCUUCAGCCUGAAGCUGACCUGGGUCGUCUUUUCUGCUGUUCCUGAACACGAGUUCUCAUCUCAUUCAGGUGUGUCAUUCAGUGGAAAUAUUUUGUAAAUGCAAAUAAAUCUAUUCAAUACCUCGGUUUCGAGGAUGUAACAACAAGUAGUUGGAGGAGCCCGGGUGGGAAGGUUUCGCAGCAACUGCCCCUGGCUGUAUUUUCUUGCAGAUGUAGCCUCUGAAGCAUCCACAAACGGUUCAGAAAGGCACUACAAUACUCUGCAAGGGCUCUGGGGUGACCCGCAGGGCCCCUCUGUGUGGCUGCUGGCAGCGGGGACAGCCUCACACUCGAUCCUUUCUGAUCUAUAUGGCCAUGGAUGGCAUCAAGCGGGUGGCCUGUGUCCAUCAGGCAGAGCAAGGCACAAGCGGGUACACGGUGAACAAAUUAUUUUGUGAGCACUGGGAACAGUUUUUACUCUUCAACUAUGUCAAUAUGAUCUAGCUCUGUCCGUCUCUCUAUAUAUGUACAAACAGUAUAUCACAAUGUUGCCUUUUUUGUUGGAAAUAUCAAAGUACAAAGAUUGUAAACCAAAUCGGUGUAAUAAAAGUUUCAGAUGACUCAUG